This is a messenger RNA of Salvelinus sp. IW2-2015, 1751 nucleotides long. RefSeq names its product protein FAM227A-like. NCBI's taxonomy places the organism in Eukaryota, Metazoa, Chordata, Actinopteri, Salmoniformes, Salmonidae. The record is from RefSeq and is a predicted model, not a curated record.
GGGUUUCCUCGGUAACGCGCUCUUGAAUUCCACACAGAGCUGCGUGAAUUUCAGUACGAGGGGACAGAACGACUGGACAGCGGUUGUACAGCCAGGCAAAUUGACGUAGCCGUGUCCCUAGGUUUGUUGCUGAGGGGGCAGUUGCGGUAGUGGCAGAGGUCAACAAUGGCGGAUAUCAGUGAGCAGUGCGCACCCAUCGUGGUGUACCAGGAGGACGUGAGCGAGAACCCUGUCACUGCGCGAAGCAAGAAGGAGAGCCUACAAGAGUCCUCACGCACUCCAGCCUCCUGUUUGGUGGGUUCAAUAGGGACCCUCAGUGCAAGGAUUGCCCGUUUGCCUCCCCUCUUCAGCUCUAUGGGUUAUGACUGCGGACAGACGCUACAUACUCACCUAGCUGCUAUCACAGAGGGCAAAGACAGACAAGACAAGGCGGGGUCAAAGUUCACGCGGCUGUCGUCCCAGCAGGACUCGUCCACGUCGCUGCAGAAUCGCAGGCGCAACAUGCCAGCUGAAAAGCGUGAAGUGGGCAUGCCCAAGCUGGUGGAGCUGUAUCAGUACCCAGGGUUCAGAGACGACAUGCCCAUGCCCCUGCCACACAGCAACACCUUCUCUACCAUCAUUACCCACGUAGUGAGGGCACAGCCACACCUCACUGACAAGCCCAGGUACAAGGCAGUGUUCCAAAGCAUCCUAUCUUCUUCUAUGAUGGAGGACUUUGUCAUCGACUCCUUCUGGUGGCUGUUUCUACAGCACUUCCAGCCAGACGCACGCAUACAGGACAGCCUGUUUGCACGAAUCGCAGAGAAUUACAUCCGAAUCCUGACCCAGAGUCUAACAUCACGCAGUGGCAAGUGGUUUCUCAGGGAGUUCCCCAGUACCCUGGCCCAGACCCUGUACUGCUGCUUCAGUUGUUGUUUCCCUCAGUCCUGCAGAACCCUCCGCAGUGACACCUUCCUCAUCCCACUGUGCUUCACUGCCUACCAGUGGACAGGAGGUAUCUGUCCUGCCCCUGAUGUUUUUAAGAAGUGGGAUUUUGAGGCUCUGGAGCCAGAGGAGGCCACUCAUGUUCAGUUUGUUUCUGGGAACAAGAGGAAUGAGAAAGAGAGUGACUCAUGUCUGUCUCUCCUGGACAGUAUGUUCUCCAGUGUCUAUGUUGAUGAGCCCUUUCAUAGUAAAUUGACCAGUACUGCCACCACUCUACUGAGGAACAAACCGAGCUCAUUGCUGACCAGUAGUAGUCACACCACUCGGGAGAGCCAGCCAUCUAAAAGCACAGUUAACACAACMAGCACUACGUCAGGCUCGGAAGAGAAUACUGUGGGCUCAGCGAACAUCACAGGGACAGACCUGAAGGCCAUGACUGGACAGGCCAACCAGACACCUGCCAGAGAGUCCCAUGUAGCCUACCCGGGCGUGGCGUUUAAGCGCAGUGUGUUUAAUGUGUAUGGCAACAGUCCUCUGGUGCAGUACUACAUGCGUGUUCUCCACAUGGACCCCAAGGUGGGACAGGAUUUACUGGUGGUCCGGACCGAGAUCAGCAAGCUGCCUCCAUAUCCUCACAAUGAUAAUAAUGGAGUGUGUGUGUGUGUGUGUACUGUACCUAUGUGAGUGUGCGUCCUUGCGUGGGUGUAAAUGUGUAAAUGUGUAUGUGUGUGUCCCAGCGCCAACCAUGUACCCCACAGAUCAUUCUGUUGAUAAAGUUAGAGGGUGCUCCUGUAUUAGCCAUUCUGCCGCCCUCAUCCACAUACAGU